Molecule: messenger RNA, 1026 nt
Organism: Cavenderia fasciculata
Lineage: Eukaryota; Evosea; Eumycetozoa; Acytosteliales; Cavenderiaceae
Gene: srfA
Product: MADS-box transcription factor
Exons: 1
Coding region: 1-1026 (341 amino acids)
Biological process (GO): positive regulation of transcription by RNA polymerase II
Molecular function (GO): DNA-binding transcription factor activity, RNA polymerase II-specific; RNA polymerase II cis-regulatory region sequence-specific DNA binding; protein dimerization activity
Source: RefSeq, a predicted model, not a curated record
AUGGCUCCCAUUAUUACAAACUCCAACGGAUUAUUCACUACUCAACCAUCGUCACCCAACUCGACACCAUCGCCCACCUCGUUGGACGAUAUCAGCCAUGUCAAGGAUGAAGACACAUCUGACCCAACCUCGCCAGGUGGCUCGUUGGACACACCAAAAAAGGCCGGUCGCAGAAAGAUAAAGAUCGAGUUUAUCGACGACAAGAGCAGACGUCAUAUUACAUUUAGCAAGAGAAAGGCUGGCAUCAUGAAAAAGGCAUACGAAUUGUCGACUCUGACCGGAACCCAGGUUCUCCUGCUUGUUGCCAGUGAAACUGGACACGUUUACACAUUUGCAACAUCCAAGUUGCAACCCCUCAUCACUAGAGCCGACGGCAAGAAUUUCAUCCAACAAUGUCUCAACACACCAGACACCAAUAUCAACUCAUCACCCAUUGCCACGUCGAGCAGUAUGACGCGUACCCCCACCAACACCACCUCUCAUCACCAAGCCCAACAACAACAACAACAAGCUGCCCAACAACAAGCACAGCAACAAGCUCAGCAACAAGCUGCCCAACAAGCCCAACAACAAGCCCAACAACAAGCCCAACAACAAGCACACCAACAACAAAUGCAACAACAACAGCAACAACAACAACAACAUCCAUCACCAACUCAACAAGCAAUCCAAGCAAUGCACCAACACCAGGCCUUGCAACAACACCUAUCACAACAAUACCCAGAGUCAUUGAUGGCUAUGGGAUACUCUGGCGCAGAUGCAUUGUACAAUUCAGAGAUUGGCGACAAAGUGGUCGAGGAGAGAGCUCGAGGUAAAGGAGGGGUUGUCGACAAAUAUCUUCCAUCUCAAAUUGAUCAUUUGGGAUAUCAAAACACUCAAAUGUACGCAGUUGGUGGUUAUUACGCUCAAUCAAUCAGUAAUGGAAAUCGAGGUUAUGUAGGAAGUGCUUCAUCUUCUCCAACCUCUCCAACUCAAUACGCUUCUUAUCCAACUACUGGUUUACUUCAAGGUUAUCCAUCAAAUUAA